UAUUAUAUAUUUGUGUGACACACCAAUCCCCAUCGGGCCCUGAAAGAAGUCUUCAGGAUUUUCGGGUAUCCCUGCUAGAGUGGCGGCCUUGUUACACGAGCGGAGCGGCUCGAAGGAUGCGGAGUGCGGAGGAUUAAUUGGCGGGUCCGAUCGCGCGCGCCGCAACCCCUUGCCCUGCUUCCUCGACCUCCUCUCCCUUCCCUCGCGCAGCGCAGCGAUCCCUUCGAAGGGGUUGCACGCCACGUCGGAUCUCCAGCCAGAGUGGCGAGAGAAAAAAAAAAAAAGCGCGCGCAGAGGAGGAACGAAAGAAAGGAGCUGCUAAUUGACACGGGCGAUUGCACGUAACGGUAUAAUUAGAGAAAAGAAUACGGAGAGCCCGGGCCGGUGCACCGAUGAAACCAAUGAACCAGCCACCGCGCGGCAAAGGGAGAGAGGGAAAGAAAACGAGUAAGGCAAAGAGAGAAAGAGAGAGUGAGAAGAUACGGCGAGCGGAGCAACGGAAGAGAGAUGAACGGAAAGGCAGAAAAGCAGCAGGGGAGAGAAGCAGCCGGCGGGUUUCGUGCGACCAUCGAGGGGUUCCCUCUCCGAGAGAAAGAGCCGCGGGCCUACGGUAAGAGAGACAGAGAGAAAGAGAGAGAGAAAGCGAGAGAGGGAGCGAGAGAACGAGAUCGAGUGCGAGGGCAAGGGAGAGAGAGAGAAGCGCUGGUCGACGAGACAGAGAAGGGGUACGCGACUACCACAGAGAGCAGGAGAGAGACAGAACGAGGGGGGAGGAGAGGAGCGGGAGGGAGAGCGAAAAGAGAGGGACCAUAGGCUCGUGGACCCUGCCGCGAUCAUUCUGUACCAACACGCCGCGCCGGUCGGUUUCGCAGCGUUCCCAGGGCCCUCCGAUAACACCACGAGGAGGAGCAACCGUUCACCAACGAGGUCAUUUCCGCGUCCCCCGUUGAGGGAAAGAGCUCCGUUGUGGAAGAGUGCCCCCGAGUCUUCGGCGACACAUCUCCUCCGACGUUCUUCUUCUUGCCGCGAGAUACGAGGACGCCGCAGGACACGAGACUCCGGGAAGUGCCCCCACCGGUGAAAGGUGCCGCGAGAGUCUGUUUGUUUUUUUUUCUUUCAUCCUCCGGGAGCUCGAUUCCGCCGGGACCAUCAGGCUUCUUCACCCGGACGACUUUGACGAAGUCGCUCUGCGCGAAGUAUACCGCUCGCUCUUUGAUCAAGAAACGCCGUUGGUUCCCCGAAGAGCUCGUCCAGAAAAGAAAAGGCGAUAGUCUUGGAGCCUGGCGAGUGGCGGAUAGAGAUCUAGCGGUUUUUAAGCUUCAGCAGAGUCCUUCGGUCUUCUAUGCCGAGAUCGUCGUCGUCAGCAAUACCGAUCUUGCCGCUCGUUGGAAAAGAUUUAAGAUUUAAGAAAAUCGGAUUAUAUAUAUGACAAAUCGACCGUACGAAUGCUGAAGAAUCUGAGGAUCUUUAUACGACAUACAAAAACGAGCGCUCGAGGGAUCAUCGAAUAAUGCACCUCGGUAGCUCGCUUUUAUCUCGGACGUUGGAUCGGAUGACAGGUUCUCCAGUAGAACAAGAACGCCGACCGUCUGCAGGCGCAUCCGAGCGGAACACAGUUGAGCUAUAAGUUCGACGUCGUGAGAUUCGUUGAAGCGGCAAUUAACGCUACGCAUUAAGGAUCGAGGGCGCGAUCUUGGACGAUCGUACAUCUCGAACGUAUCCUUAGAGAGCUCGGAGGCUCGAAAGCGGGAUCCUCGCGUUCAGUCGCGCCGAACGGCCGCGACUCGUUUAAAACUCGGGCACGCGGCGGCGAAAGAGUUCGGCGGAAAUUAUUCCAUCAAGAUCGCAAUCGCGCGCUGGCGUGACCGAGCGCGAGCAGCUCGCCCAGGCGAUCAGGUUUCGCUCCGAGAAGAAAUCUCGCUCUUCCAGCACGCGUUCUCCGCCGCGCCGCUCGCUGUGCCGCGCUGUGCCGGGGCCGGGGAAGGAUCGCGCAAGUAGUACUCGAUCCACGGCCGGAGUACUCGUUCAGAUCCUCGGGCCCGAUCUUCUCCGUGCGACCCGAGAGAGACUCGGGCGAACCAAUUAUGCGAGCCGGUAGGUGUUAUGAGCCGCGAAAUGAGACGUGAAGCGGCGCGGAGUCGUGUCGCGCGAGGAAGGAGAGGAACGUUUCCGUCCGAAGGACUAUUCACGAUUCAAAGGACGAGGUCCCGUCGCGGGUGAUUUUCCCCCCGAUAAGGAGAAGGCGAGAUCGAUUCGCACUCGUGAUCGCGCUAUUAUCGCGGAAGGACGAGCGAACGAUACAAGAUUAUCCCGGCGAGUCGAGCCGGGGCGCAAUUAUCUCUGAUACUUAACGACUGCGGCUUGCUCCGUUCCGGGGUGAAGAAGAAGGAUGACGAUGCGCAAUGGUCCACUCCUGAUCCUGCGAUCGCUGAUGGUCGCCGCCGCAGCCGCCACGACGGUCCCGGGGACCUGGAUAAAUCUGGGUCUACGACACCUGCCGCAAUUGGAACCGGCGCAGUCAAUGGAACCGUUUGACGCGAGUGCCUCCACGAUCUGCGUUGGUCUGAAGGGCCUGUCCCAGGGCCAGGGAAAGCUCUGCCAGCUGUCCGUGGACCACAUGUUCAGCGUGGCCAAGGGCGCCAAGUACGGUGUCAUGGAGUGCCAGCAUCAGUUCAGGGACAGAAGGUGGAACUGCUCCACCGUCCACGACGAGACGGUGUUCGGUCCGAUACUCAGAAUAGCGAGCAGGGAGACCGCGUUCGUUCACGCGAUCACCGCCGCCGGAGUGGUCUACUCCGUCAGCCGUUCCUGCCGGGACGGCCAGCUGUCGUCGUGCGGAUGUUCCAGGAGUAGCAGGCCCAAGGAUCUGAAGCGCGAUUGGAUCUGGGGCGGAUGCGGGGAUAAUCUCGAGUACGGCUACAAAUUCACGCAGGCGUUCGUUGAUGUGCGGGAGCGGGAGCGCAGCUUUAAGAGGGGCAGCCGGGAGCAGGGCAGGAGCCUGAUGAAUCUGCACAACAAUGAGGCCGGUCGCAGGGCCGUCAUCAAAAGGUCCAAGGUGACGUGCAAAUGUCACGGCGUUUCCGGAAGCUGCAGCCUGAUCACCUGCUGGCAGCAGCUCACAUCGUUUCGCGACAUCGGCGAUUUUCUGUUGGACAAGUACGACGGUGCGACCGAAGUCAAAGUGAAUCGGCGCGGCCGCUUAUCGAUGCGCGAUCCCAGGUUCUCCGUACCCACUGCGAACGAUCUGGUCUAUCUGGACGACUCGCCGAAUUACUGCCUCCCGAACGACACCCUGGGAUCACUAGGCACGCAGGGUAGAUUAUGCAAUAGAACCUCGUCUGGCAUGGACGGCUGCAAUCUCCUUUGCUGCGGCAGGGGAUACAACACGCAGAAGUCGACCAUCAAGGAGAGAUGCGAGUGCAAGUUUCACUGGUGUUGUUUCGUCGAGUGCAAGACCUGCGUGAAGAAUAUCGAUAUACACACUUGCAAAUAGCGCGCUAUUAUUUAUUUCUUUUUCUUUUCAUAAUUCUUUUUCGGACUUGUCCUCGCAUCGUCGAAGAUAUAUACGAAGGUACAACUGACAGUAUAAUCGUAUCUUGGUAACGGCGGCAUUAUUGUUUCACAGUCAAUGAAUUUUGAGCGGUACUUUUUUAAUUUAAAAUCUACUCAUCAAAUAAAUUUUAUUAAAGCCUCUCUCUUCCGCGAAUAUGCGUGUAUGUGUGAUACAUGUAUGUAUGUUAUGCAAUAUUAUAUUACUUAUUACUGCGAUAGGUAAUCUAAAAGAUAAAUUUUAUCAGAAUAUUAAGUAAUCUAUUUUAUCAGGGAAAUGAGUUAGUCUUGUCGUAAAUUAUUCAUGGCCUACAAAAAAAGUUUAAGCAAAUCAAGAAACUUUUAAUUGUGUGUUCGUAGGAAUUAAGCGCAUCGCAACUUACGAUCAUCCAAUUGACGCGAUUCUUUUAAUGGAGACGAGUAAAAUAUAAACUUAAAUUGCAUUUAGUCUCCUAUGAAAAAUCCAUAUUAAAACUCGUUAAAUUAAUUUAUCAAUCGUCUAAUUAUUCCUUUUUACACUACUCUUUA
Temnothorax curvispinosus is the source of this 4077-nucleotide messenger RNA. Its product is annotated as protein Wnt-5b-like. Lineage: Eukaryota; Metazoa; Arthropoda; Insecta; Hymenoptera; Formicidae. Gene Ontology annotation, cellular component: extracellular region. Gene Ontology annotation, molecular function: cytokine activity; frizzled binding. The transcript is spliced from 8 exons. Bases 2390 to 3493 code for a protein of 367 amino acids. The record is from RefSeq and is a predicted model, not a curated record. Gene Ontology annotation, biological process: multicellular organism development; canonical Wnt signaling pathway; cell fate commitment.